This is a messenger RNA of Annulohypoxylon maeteangense, 1262 nucleotides long. RefSeq lists its product as uncharacterized. Gene Ontology annotation, molecular function: metalloendopeptidase activity. Lineage: Eukaryota; Fungi; Ascomycota; Sordariomycetes; Xylariales; Hypoxylaceae. The record is from RefSeq and is a predicted model, not a curated record. Bases 242 to 1198 code for a protein of 318 amino acids. The transcript has 4 exons. Gene Ontology annotation, biological process: CAAX-box protein processing. Gene Ontology annotation, cellular component: endoplasmic reticulum membrane.
UUCAUGCUUUAAGAAUUACUAGAGAUAAGCUCUCGAUAUAUGAUUGCAAGAAGCUUCAUCGAGAGUGGCUGAGCAUAAAGUACUUCGUCAGCUUAUAGAUAGCUGCCAAGGUUUAUCUUGGUUUGAGGUUGUCACCAUCUAACCGAGCCUCUCAGCCUCAACAUACGUGAUUCAAGGAGAUCUGGGGAAAUCACGCAGAUAAGGCGUCAGAAUCAACCUAGCAGCCUAGGCCUUGAACAUAAUGCCUUCGUUACCGGGUUUCAUAACCCGUUACUUUAAGGACGAACCAAAACCACCUCCAAUCAGUACUAGUACCGCCAUCUUCUUGCUCGUAAUAUAUACUAUCAUCUAUGUGGUGCCGUUUUAUUUGUCGUCCAAGACGAGGCCGUCUAGUACCCUAUCACGGGACGCGCCGUCAGUAAUCCGCGCGCGCAUCGCGUCUGUCUCAUUGACCUCUGUUGUCUGCUCUGCCAUAACUUUUGUCAUUUUGACGUCCCAAGACCGGGCCACGACCGCUGAGGCCUUCCACGCGCUUGGGUACUGGCCGAUCGGCCUAGCAGAGGCGGGGAAGAGUUUGCUACUCACCGCCAUCCUCUUUGCCGGACCGCUGUACGAGUACUUAAUCGUCGACGAGGAAUGGCGGGAUUGGUUGGCUCUCCGGCCUCUGUCGGCUCUCUUCACUGAAUGGACCACAUGGCGUAACAUCGUCGCGGGUCCAUUCACUGAGGAGGUGCUUUUCCGCUCUGCUGCAGUACCCCUGAUGCUCGCGGCCCAGACGUCCGUGACGACGACUAUUUUCCUCUCGCCGCUAGUCUUCGGGCUCUCGCAUCUGCACCAUUUCUAUGAGUUCCGAGUCACGUUACCUAACGUGCCUACGUCAUUCCUCCUAGUACGCUCCAUUAUGCAGUUAGGUUUCACAACGUUGUUCGGAGCUUACGCCACCUUUCUAUUUCUCCGUUCGGGAAGCUUGCUGGCUAUUUUCGUCGUGCAUGCUUUCUGCAACUGCAUGGGUCUGCCGCGUGUCUGGGGUCGCGUACUACCUGAGAUCGUUGUUGAUGAGAGAGGGAAUUCUUCCCGACCUUCUGUGCUGUGGACUGUAAUUUAUUAUAUAGUGCUUGUGGCGGGCGCAGUUGGUUGGUAUAAGAACUUGGGCUCGUUGACGGAGAGCUCUAAUGCUUUGAUUGCUAUAAAGAUAUGAUGAACACGAUCACGAAUUGACUAGCUAUGAUGAACGUUGAAUAUAAUUUUAAAUGUAAUCUUGA